AUGUAUUUCAAGGAGUGGCAAAAACUGGCAAAAAACAAAGAAAAUAAAGUUAAGCGAUCAAAAGCACUUGAAAAAAGAGAACACGAUUGGCAGAGUAAAAUAGAAGGACUCUUUGAUAUUGCUCAUUCCAACACCCUAAAUUUGAUUACUAUUGAGGAAGACAAACGAUUUUUAAUUGCACAGCGCAAGAAAGGACGUCCUGGUCAUAUUGGACAUUUAGAUAUGGAAUACGCUAAGAAGAAUGCCGAAAAAAGAAAGAAACAAGAACAGCAACAACGUUUUCAUGAUCGGGAAAAGGACAAACUUAAGUCUUUAACCGAAAAGUAUGUUAUUUCUUCAUCAACAACUGAGUACAACGUUAACAGUCCUACUAUUCGCCGUCAAUGCAUCAAACAACGCCAGAUGGUUGCAAAAUCAAUAAAGAGUGGCUUUAAGCCCGAUGGUCCCCUGACUAUUCACUGGGAUGGGAAAAUGAUAGAGGAUAUAUCUGGACAUGAAACGGUGGAUCGUCUUCCAAUAUUAGUAUCGGGUCAAGGCGUCGAGCAAUUAUUUGCUGUUCCUAAACUGCCACGAGGAACAGGCGAUGAUCUUUUAAAGCAACUUUUACCCCAUCUACAAGAUCAAUUAGAAUUUUGUCAAAAGUCGCUAAGUGGCUAUUUGGAACGCAAAAGAAUGAUGUUUCCAAGGUUUUUCUUUGUAUCUGAUCCUGCAUUAUUGGAAAUUCUUGGACAAGCUUCUGAUUCUCAUACUAUACAAAAUCAUCUUUUAUCCAUUUUUGAUAAUACUAGAUAUGUCAAGUUUCAUGAUAUUGAAUAUAAUAAAAUAACUGCCAUUAUCUCAUCCGAAAAUGAAGUAAUUCCAUUAGAAAAAGCAGUUAGAGCCGAAGGAAGCGUGGAAACCUGGCUUACUCAGUUAUUAAAUACAUCGCAGAUGUCUUUACACUCCAUUAUACGACAAGCUCAUCUUGUGAUUAACGAUCAAAAUUUUAACCUAUUAUUAUUUCUUGAUAAGAUGCCUGCUCAAAUAGGACUUUUGGGUUUACAAAUGAUUUGGACUCGAGAUGCCGAAUUUGCAUUAAUUCAAGCAAGACAUGAUAAAAAACAAAUGCCUGAAACCAAUAACAGAUUUUUGGAACUUUUAAAUACACUUAUUGAUCAGACUACUAGAGAUCUAACAAAGAUAGAGAGAACAAAAUUUGAAACACUCAUAACAAUUCAUGUUCAUCAAAGGGAUAUUUUCGAUAUAUUGGUAAAUAUCUGUGAUACUAACAUAAUCCUAUAG
Molecule: messenger RNA, 1281 nt
Organism: Brassicogethes aeneus
Lineage: Eukaryota; Metazoa; Arthropoda; Insecta; Coleoptera; Nitidulidae
Source: the annotation of a GenBank genome assembly